Messenger RNA from Lucilia sericata (common green bottle fly), 648 nucleotides. RefSeq lists its product as uncharacterized. Lineage: Eukaryota; Metazoa; Arthropoda; Insecta; Diptera; Calliphoridae. The record is from RefSeq and is a predicted model, not a curated record. Bases 67 to 426 code for a protein of 119 amino acids. The transcript is spliced from 3 exons.
AGUAAUACAUCAAUUUCAUUACAAAUUUUGUUGAGUUUUAAAAGAAUUAAAGAAAAACCCAUUAAAAUGAAAUUAUUAAUAAAUAUUGUUCUUAUAAUAACCCUAGCCUGCUACUGUCAGGGCUAUAGUUUUGUAAUACCGGCCAGAAUGGGCAUGCCUGGUGUUUGCAUGUUUAAUGGCAUGAUGCUGCAACGUGGUGACAAUAAUAUGCCUUCGUCCUGUCAAAAUAUGCGUUGUAAUGAUGAUGGCACCAUAUUGGUGCAAGGUUGCGGUCAUUAUGAUAUGCGUGAUUGUCGUGUUAUGGAUCCCAUUAAUUUGCACAAACCUUAUCCUGAUUGCUGCAAAAUGAAUUUCUUGUGUAAUAUGGCCAAUGGUCAGGUUUAUAAUCGGGCCGCUUCUCCCUUAACUCAAGCCAUAUAUGAGUAAUAAAACACCGAUACGAAAAAGGAACAUAUGGGCGAAGGCUAAAAUAAAUAAUAAUAAUAAUAAUAAAUUUUAAAAAUAUUCUUUAAAUUUAAUCUAAUAUAAUCUUAUCUAGUUUACAAAAAAUUGCAAAAACUAUUCCAAGUUCACACUUGCACUUGAAUUUCCAUAUCAAAUUCUUCCCUAAGUUCAGAAUAAAUAUGCAUAUUGUUUAAAAUCGUUCAA